CGGGAGGCCGCUCGGGGAGGUGUCUGGACACGGUCGCCCGGGUUCGCGGCCGGCGGCUGCUGCUGCUGCUGCUGCUGCUCCUCCUGCGGGCGGCGGCGGGAACCUGGGCCGCCGCCUCCUUUCUGCCCCGCGCCGCUCUCCCCGGGAUUGCGAACUCUCCACCCCGACCUCUCCGGAGGGGCGCGGCGCUCCUGCCCGACGUCCCCAUGGGACUCCUGGCUGGGACACGGGUCACCUGGAGUUAAUGUCCAACUGCGGGUCUGCGGAGACCGGAUCCGAGGUGCCGCCGCCGGACGGGACUCUAAGAUGAAGUUAUGGGAUGUCGUGGCUGUCUGUCUGCUGCUGCUCCACGCCGCGUCCUCCUUCCCGUUGCCCGCCGGUAAGAGGCUUCCCGAGGCGCCCGCCGAAGACCGCUCCCUCGGCCGCCGCCGCCGCGCGCCCUUCGCGCUGACCAGUGACUCAAAUAUGCCCGAGGAUUAUCCUGACCAGUUUGAUGAUGUCAUGGAUUUUAUCCAAGCCACCAUUAAGAGACUGAAAAGGUCACCAGAUAAACAAGUGGCGGUGCUCCCUCGCAGAGAGCGGAAUCGACAGGCCGCAGCUGCCAACGCGGAGAAUUCCAGGGGAAAAGGUCGAAGAGGCCAGAGGGGCAAAAACCGGGGUUGUGUCUUAACUGCGAUACAUUUAAAUGUCACUGACUUGGGUUUGGGCUACGAAACCAAGGAAGAACUGAUCUUUCGGUACUGCAGUGGCUCUUGUGACGCGGCUGAGACAAUGUAUGACAAAAUACUAAAAAACCUAUCCAGAAAUAGAAGGCUAGUGAGUGACAGAGUAGGGCAGGCAUGCUGCAGACCCAUCGCCUUCGAUGACGACCUGUCAUUCUUAGAUGAUAGCCUGGUUUACCAUAUUCUAAGGAAGCAUUCCGCUAAACGGUGUGGAUGUGUCUGACUCCGGCUCCAAAGACCGCUUUGUAUUGCAUUCCUGCUACAGUGCAAAGAAUGGGACCAAGGUUCCCUGGAAAUGUUUGCCCAGAAUGGAAGAUGAGGACCAAGGAGGAGGAGGAGGAAGAGGAAGAGGAGGAAGAGGAGGAGGAAGGCAGCCAUUGCGGGAGCCUGGUAGAGGGAGGUCCAGCGACAGAACACUGGAUAGGAGUGAGAACGGCCAUCCAGGGGCUCCAGGACAGAGCCGACGUCAUCAGAAAAGCUUAGGGCUAGUGACCGAGCUUGGCCCUUGACACAGUCCACGGUCACAGUCGCGGAUGCACACAACACCAAACCAGUAUGUCUCCUGUGGUUCGUUUUCAUGCGUCUGAAGACACCAGGGAAAUGUGAUGAGCCCGGUGUCACACUCCUUGUCACUACGUGUUACUGCUGAAAGUAAGAAAGGUUUAUUUUUCUGUCACUCAAAAGAGUCAUAUCCUGGAAAGGAGAGGGGUGGGAAAGCAGACACACACACACACACACACACACACACACACACACACACACACAAAGAUAAUAACCUUUGAAUUUGAAAGCUGAGGCCCGAGGUUUACACAACCAGCAUUUUGGGGAACAGUUGGUGACUGAUUUUGGACAUGGGGUGUGGGAUAGGAAGAAGUUGGCUAGGAACCCAAAAGGCUGUCCUAAUGAUUUAAAACAAUUUCCUUUUUUGUCCUCGGAAACAGGAAGCGAAUUGUGGUUUUCGCAGAGUGAGUGGGGAAGGCCCCCAGCUGCCCCGGCCAGGGAGACCCGCCGGGUCUGUUGGUUUACAGAGACGGUUGUUACAUACCCAUCCGUGUAUGCGUGGUCACCAGUGACCAGAGAAGCUACUCGAUGCAAUGCAUCUGUUUCAGAUACAGAAAUAUAGAGAAGAUAUUUAUUGAGAUUUAAGUUAUUAUUAUUUAUUGCCAUUCACUAAUGAAUUUCUCUUUUUCUCCCUUAUUUAUUAAAGUUUCUUUUCAAAGGUGCCAAAGUAUUUGUGCUCGCAAUAUGCAAAGAAAAGUGACAAAAGGAAAUUUUAAUUGGGAACAAGGGUCCAUGCUUUUCAAAGUAUUAAAAAGGUUUUCGCUAGGCA
Jaculus jaculus (lesser Egyptian jerboa) is the source of this 2052-nucleotide messenger RNA. It is a transcript of the gene Gdnf, whose product is annotated as glial cell derived neurotrophic factor. The transcript has 3 exons. Bases 307 to 945 code for a protein of 212 amino acids. The record is from RefSeq and is a predicted model, not a curated record. Gene Ontology annotation, biological process: negative regulation of neuron apoptotic process; positive regulation of branching involved in ureteric bud morphogenesis; peripheral nervous system development. Gene Ontology annotation, molecular function: growth factor activity; glial cell-derived neurotrophic factor receptor binding; receptor tyrosine kinase binding. Lineage: Eukaryota; Metazoa; Chordata; Mammalia; Rodentia; Dipodidae.